Ramularia collo-cygni is the source of this 1995-nucleotide messenger RNA. RefSeq names its product related to acetate regulatory DNA binding protein FacB. The transcript has 5 exons. Bases 1 to 1995 code for a protein of 664 amino acids. Gene Ontology annotation, molecular function: zinc ion binding; DNA-binding transcription factor activity, RNA polymerase II-specific. The record is from RefSeq and is a predicted model, not a curated record. Gene Ontology annotation, biological process: regulation of DNA-templated transcription. NCBI's taxonomy places the organism in Eukaryota, Fungi, Ascomycota, Dothideomycetes, Mycosphaerellales, Mycosphaerellaceae.
AUGGCAUCCGCGUCGGGUACGUAUGAGUCUGCGGACAGUGCCCAGCGUCGGGAGCGAGCUGCUAUUGCAGCGCAGGCUUGUCAAACAUGCCGCACACGGAAGAGCAAAUGUGACGAAGCACGCCCAAAGUGUGGACUAUGUCGGCGCUUAAACGUCGAAUGUCUCUAUCGAGAACCCUUGCCAACCAAAAAAGACAAGACCAUGGUCCACAUUCUCGACACAUUAGCGCGAUUGGAGAACAAAUUCGACAACCUUGCUCUCACGAAUGUUGCUAGUAGCAGUCCGGACACGAAUCGCCAGAAUGAAUAUGGCGUUGCACGCUUCCCUCUGGAAUUACAACAGGGCUACCACCAUCUCGCCGUUCCACACAAGGUCAUCCUGUGGCCCAGCAUAUACAUCAGUCUCAUAAACUCUGGCAUAGGGGCGACAUCUGACCUGCAAUUCGUYCUGCAAGAAGGUACUCCGUGGUUCAUUCGACAAGAGAUGGCAAGUCACAAGGAACUACUCGAUCCUGAGCCUGGUCUGAGUGCUUUCGUACUGGACGGUCGACAACACAUCCCAGGCCAGCCCUCGCGAUUUGCCUUCUCCGGUCUCACAAUCCACCGCAUCCAGGAACUGUGUGAAUCAUACUUUAACUCAUUCAACGUCUUGGCUCCGGUAUUGAACAGGGAUACAUUCAUGGCAGACACAAUGGGCCCUAUCCUGCAGGAUGGUUUUGCAGACGGCGACGCCAAAACGGUACUCUGCCUGUUCGUCAUUGCACUGGGUCAAGUGGCUGUGGAGGGAGUCUUCGAGCAUCCCAUUGGGAUUGUGAAUGGCACACCAAGCGGCUUUCGCGGCGGGUCUAUACACAGGCCACCUGGGCUGGAGAUCUUCAACGAGGGUCGGAGAAGAGUUGGCUUUGUGGCAACGGAGAUGACGUUAAUCAACGUGCAAAUCAUGCUGUUACAAGCAACAUACUAUGAAGCCACUGCUAGACAUCUCGACUUCUGGCGAUCCACUGUCACUGCGUCAAUGGCUUGUCAGGUUCUGAUUCGGUGUCAGACCGUGGACUGGCAGUCACCGUCUGGAGACAUGCUGAAGCGCGCAUACUGGACUUGCGUGUUGAGUGAAGAUUUGUACCAUCUCGACUUGGAUCUACCUCAAACUGGCGUUCAAGAUUUGGAAGAUACAGUGCCACUACCCUACUUUCACGAGGGUUCAGAAUCCGCCGCGCAGGAUGACCGAUCGAACUUUCAAUAUCACUUUUUGGCCAUGAUCGCGUUGCGACGUUUGAUACAUCGCAUACAUGAAGUGAUACACGAGUCCUCUGCGACCCAGGCAGAGAGUGCAGACGACUAUGGCGGCCCGCCGGUCACCGUCAUCAGAGAAAUGGCUCGACAGCUCGAGUCCUGGCGCUCACUGCUCCCACGUCCCUUACAAUGGCAGGAUAGCGACAAGCUGGACUUCCCCAACAUCGACCCUUCAGGUCGCCGGCCGAACGAGGCGCUGUUCUCCCCAGAUCAAGGACCAGUACCCAUUGGACACAAGCACAGUCUCGAUCUAGUGACAGCUCAGCUACGGACCCGCUUCUACUAUGCAAGAUUUGUCCUCUACCGACCCUUUGUCUACAAAGCGCUACACUUUCCCGAGCUCAUGACGACCGAGGACGCGAACUGCUGUGCGUUGGCGAUCAAAUCAGCACUGUCCUGGCCCAUUGCAAUGGCGCCGUCCAAGAACAAGAAACGUCUGGUACCGCAUUUAUUCGCGUGGACGCAGAAUUUCAUGAGCAUAUUGCUGAUCUUGCGCAUGACGACCGAGAAUGAAUGUCUGAAGCGGAUUUGCGAGGAGCAGGUGAAUCGAGAGGAGCUUCAAAAGACUGUGUUGCUUAUGUUGGAGUGGGUGAGAGAUGUGCGUCAAGUCGAUGGCAUCGCGGAGUGGUUGUGGAAGAUCCUGGAACCGUUGUAUUCUGGUCCUGGUGGUGGUGUUGUUCCUAGCCUUGGUGGGAGUGCAUAG